UUCAAAUAAAUGGCGUCGCCAAACAACUGCGCCUUUGACGCCGACAAGGAUCUCGACGACGCCGCACUAUGGGCGGUCAUCGACUCUGCCGCUGCCGCUUCUCUCUCCGCCUACUCCGCUUCUAAAUCUCGCAAACCCCUCCCGCUCAAGCACAAUUCCCCCAUCCCCUUCCCAAUUCCCUCACCUCAAACUAAACUCCCGAAAAACCCCAGGAGCCACCAGAAUCACUCCGACGGAGAGGUUUUGCAGGAGCCUUGGGUUCAACACGACCACAGGCCGCACAAACUCGCCAGAUCGCACCCUCGGUGUGCGUCGGAGCUGAGUGAAAUGAGUCCGCAGCCUUUAGCCGUGGUGAAGCACGUGCAGCGCACGCCGACUACGCCUCCGGUGCAUUCCCCGUCCGAGACCAAAAGCUAUGCAAUCACGGGAUUUUAUACCAGUGGUAAUACUCCUUCUGGAUCGGAUUAUCACGAGGACAGAGAAACAGAGAGCUUCACGAGGCAUAGCUUGUCUGGUCGGUUUCCGACUGUUUCACUGUUCAAAGAAUAUCAAGAUGCAGCUAUGGCGAUUCUCGAGAAAAAUGACUACACCCUGAUUUCUGGAUACCGUUACAUUAAAAAGUCAGGUUGGAGGAAGAUAGCUUUUUACUUCAACCUAUCCUUUGAAAUUAAAGAUAAGACAAUUGAAUUUGAUGAUAACCGUAAUGUUCUGCGAGCAGAAUUUGUGGUUCGGGCAUACAUGCAAGGUGGUAGAUAUUCAGAUGGAUGGGGAUCAUGUGAAAGGCAAGAAAAGAGGUUUCUGAAGCCAAAUCAUGAUAUUCCAAGCACAGCUGAAACCCGAGCCAAAAAUAAGGCAUGUCAGGAUCUGCUUGGUAUUGGAGAAUAUCGUCCUGGUGCAAGCCGUGCUUAGUGACAGAACUUAGAAUGCUUUGCACCCAAAAUUCAAUCUCAGCAUCUAGAUUCCCUACCAAACCAAGCAUUUUAAUACUAGUCAAAGAAUGUGUGAUUUUCUUGCUAAAGCUCAGGGCGGGCUGACCUUAUUCUUAACUCUGAAUAAAAUUGUGCUGAAAAUGACAACGGUUCCUGAGCUUUGACAAUUGCUAUUGCCCUGUAAGUUGUAUAACAUUGUACAUGCGAUGAGAUCAUUGUAUUUUUGAGCUUGUAGCGAAGAGCUAUCUGAUAGUGUGUUAUAAAUAGAAGUUGACCAUUUUCUGGUCACAAAUUGACGUACAAAAGAGA
Coffea eugenioides is the source of this 1238-nucleotide messenger RNA. RefSeq lists its product as uncharacterized. The record is from RefSeq and is a predicted model, not a curated record. NCBI's taxonomy places the organism in Eukaryota, Viridiplantae, Streptophyta, Magnoliopsida, Gentianales, Rubiaceae. The transcript has 5 exons. The coding region runs from base 10 to 909 and encodes 299 amino acids.